Messenger RNA from Aphis gossypii (cotton aphid), 1295 nucleotides. RefSeq lists its product as uncharacterized. The record is from RefSeq and is a predicted model, not a curated record. Bases 19 to 1095 code for a protein of 358 amino acids. The transcript has 2 exons. NCBI's taxonomy places the organism in Eukaryota, Metazoa, Arthropoda, Insecta, Hemiptera, Aphididae.
UCAAUUGUUAUUCGAAAAAUGAAUACUUUAAGAACCAUAACAGCUCUAGUGUUGUGUUGCUUUGCUAAGGCACAACCAACACCUUGUGAUGGAUUUCCACCAUCUUUCUAUGGACUAGGGUCAUCUUGUUAUCCACCAGCACUACCAGCACCUUGCUUACCGCCUCCAGCACCAUUACCACUUCCACUCCCUUUCCUACCGCCUCCAUUACCAUGCUUAGCACCCCUACCACCCCCAUGUCUACCACCCCCAUGUCUACCAGCCCCGCUUCUACCACCACUAUGCCUCCCAGCACCACUUCUACCACCACCAUGUCCACCAGCACCACUUUUACCACCCCCGUGUCUUCCAGCCCCACUUUUACCACCACCAUGUCUUCCAGCCCCACUUCUGCCACCCCCAAGCCUUCCAGCCUUACCUGUACCACCAUGCAUACCAUCUCCACCAAUUAGUCCAGCUACUUUAGCCGCCUUAUUAGCUACUCUUAAAGCAGCGGCACCUGUUUCACCCCUUGCCACACUCCCUGUCCCACCACCAGCAAAACCAGUCUUUGGACCAGCUCCCACCGUAGCUACAACCCUGUCGGUCCCCGCACCCGCACCUCAAGUCAUAGCUCCAGGACCAGCACCCGGACCAUUGAUAGUCCAAUUGCCGUCAGUAGCCGGAAAGACAGCGCCAAUCGUCGUUCCCGCCGGUCCAGCGCCUAACUUGCUCGUCAAACUGACUCAAAGCCCAGCUCCCGCACCCAUCAUACUUCCAGGAGCGGCACCCGGCCCAAUCGUCAUCAACGACGGAAAUGUAAUUAAGGAACAAUCCAUCACGAGUGCACCGGCUCCCGACCCAAACAAAAUAUUCUUCGCUUUACCACCACCGUUACCGACUCCACCAGUCGUGUUGCCACCCGCGCCAUUGCCAAAGGUGUUCUUCAAUCCCGGUCUGUACAUCCAAAAACCUGAUAUCGUUUACCAAACACCGGUUGGUCUACCUCAAUUGUUUUUGAUUCCGUCACCGUGCGCAUGUCCAGCACCGUGCUUCCCACCUCCAGGUCCAUGCAAUCAACCACCAGUUGUCGCUAAGGUCCCUUGCGGCUGUUAAAUUAUUUCGUCAACAUAACAUUUUAAAUAUUGACGUACUGGAUUCAUACAACCUACCACUACAAAUUUAAUGUUAUUACACGUGAUUUUUAAUUUUUUUUUAUCAUUAUUUUAAUCAAAUACUCGUACUUUUUACCAUAAUACUAUAACAAGUAUGUACAAUUAUUUUAUAAAACUAUAAAAGUUAAUUUUUGUGUUAUA